CAGUUUUGUCUUGCAGCCAGGCGUUCUGGUACUUGUAGUUCUUUUUUACACCCAUCUUAGAUCUACACUCCUAUCACAACAUGCCAGGUGAAACCACUGCAGAGACAGGCCCAGCGAUGGAGCUGCCACAGGCUGAGACUGUGUUGGGAGUCGAUGGGAGUUGUAUCGGCAAACCAGUUUCACUACCCGAGGUAACCAAGGAAAUGGCUGAUCCAUGCCCCACUGUAGCUGCCGAAGCAGUUCAAGAUCACACUGAGAAGGUUAAGGACAAGCUGAAUGAAGAAGAGAUUGCUAGUCCUGUUAAAGAAGAACCAACAACCCAAGACCAAACUGCUGCUGUGCCAGAGGAAGACAGAGUGACCGCUGAGGAGCCAACUGUUGACGCACCGGAGGUUGCUGUUGAAGAACAAGCUAGUCAAGUAGUGCCAGUUCCUGAAGCCACCACAGAAGAGCAAGAAACUGCUUCAGAAUAUCUUACAGCAACUGUGGCACCUGAAGUGGUUGAAGCCCCUGAGGUUGUGAGCGUUGCGGUCCAACAAAACGAAGUGGCCACUCAGAGCGAGGAACCCAAGGUGAAGGUCCGGACUAAGGAUGUUAAUGGUCAUUCCAGGUCAUUUGCUAUUCAUUCAGACUCUGCUUCCAAGGUGCUCUCCUCCUUUCCCCCGUGCUGUUCUAACAGACCCCCUAUCCCCCUAAAAACUGGGACCACGCCUCCUCUGUCCUCUUCGCCCAAAGCUGUGCCUUCUUUCACCACCAAGCGCCCAUCUCCAACCAACCCUACCUCCUCUCCUAAGUCUCCCUCCACGCUUUACUGCUCCUCCACUCCCCCCUCUUCACCCCUGGCCUCGCCCCCUGUCGGCUCUCCUCUUGGUGGCACCGACAAGCACCAGGCCACCCCACAACCCAAGGUAAUAAAAGCAGUGGAGCCAGGGAAUGCUGAGAGUUUUACUAGGUCCAACGUACAACUAGAGCCUACUAAACCUAAACCUGCCCCUCUGGCUGACGCUCCACAGCUGCCAGCUGAAUCUAACAAUAUUGCGCUGUUACCUGAAGCUCUACAACCAACCAACUCUAACCCCGCUGCACCAGUUAAUGCCAGGCCAUUGCCUCCCACCAUGUCUGGUGCUGCUUCACACGUUCACAAACCCCCUGCCAUUCCUGUUCUAUCCUCAACGGAACUAUCCUCUGCCUCGUACGCUCAGCAAGUGGAUGUCACUGCCGCCGCCUUCCUAACUGAAGAUGCUGUCCUCUUUUCCCCAGCCCCAGCAGCUCCUUCCAUAGCUGUAGUAGCCACCAAGGCUGAAGUUGUCCAUCCUGAGGAUUCCACAACCACUAAAGCUACUGCCUUUCCAGCUCAGGUCUCAUUGUCAGAAGUGACGGACGUUCCAUUGGCUACGUCGCCUGUUAAAGCCUGCCCCUUCUCUUUUAAAGUGUUCUGCGAACAUGCUGCUCCUGCACCUAUGUCGUUCUCCACUGCUUUGCCCCCUCGGAGAGCUACAGAAGGUCAAGCAAAGGACCAGGUGCAUAAGGCUAUAGCUGUAUCUGCUGAGGCUUCUGUUGUGAAGGCUGAGCUGCCCUGUGAGUCUGCAGCAGUUGACGACCGAGCUGAACAGGUGUCCGUAGACGUGGCUGCUAAAGCGCCAGCUGAGAAGCAGGAUGAUAUGCCUGCUGCUGCCACUGUUGCCCCUCUCCAAGCUUCUGCUGCUGAGCCUCCCGCCGUUGAAAAUAUUCCCGCCACUGUAUUCCAGUCUCCUCCAUCUCCAUUCGAAAAGGAAACCCCUCCAAUUCCCUUUACUGCCCCCGCUGGUGUGGAGGUGUUUGUCCUUCCUAAAACACCAGCACCUCGAGCGGCUUCUCCUCCCAGGCUAUCCCCUGUCCCUGUCACCCCACUGAUUCCACUAGACGAACCCGGCGGCGGCACACCCGUAUUCCCCCGUCCACCCACACCAGUGGAGUCUCCCUCACCCCUCAAACCCUCCCCCCCUCCUUACCUCACCUCCAUCUUUAUCACUGAGCCUUCACCAGAUCCAGAGCCCAUUGUGGUAAAGCCAGUGGUCAACAACAACAACAAGGGGUCUGGCACAGAUUCCGACAGUGAUGAGUCCGUACCAGAUUUGGAGGAGCAGGACGCGACACAGACACAGCAGGCACAGCUUGCUGCAGCAGCUGAGAUCGAUGAGGAACCAGUCAGCAAAGCCAAACAAAGCAGAAGUGAAAAGAAAGCUAGAAAGGCCAUGUCCAAGCUCGGCCUCCGUCAGGUGAUGGGUGUAACCAGGGUUACCAUCAGGAAGUCCAAGAACAUCCUGUUUGUCAUCCCAAAGCCAGACGUCUACAAGAGCUCCGCCUCCGACACAUACAUCGUCUUCGGAGAGGCUAAGAUUGAGGACCUGUCCCAACAAGCUCAGCUGGCAGCAGCAGAGAAGUUCAAGGUCCAGGGAGAAGACAGAAUGUCCAGCAUCCAGGAGAACACACAGACACCCACAGUACAGGAGGAGAGUGAAGAGGAGGAGGUUGAUGAGACUGGCGUGGAGGUGAAGGACAUUGAGCUGGUGAUGUCACAAGCCAACGUAUCUCGAGCGAAGGCUAUACGAGCACUCAAGAACAACAACAACGACAUCGUCAAUGCCAUCAUGGAGCUGACCAUGUAGAUGCCAUGAGGACCAGGUCCAGUCCAGCAUUAAACCCUAGUAGACGUUGUCUAUUCAAUUAAUUCCAAGGAUAGAAAUAGAAGUUGUGGAUUAAGGGGAUGGAAUAUUUAUUCUUCUUCUGUUUACCGUUUGUUUUCCCAUUUGUUGGUAAAUAAAAUGUUUUCCUCACAUUA
This is a messenger RNA of Coregonus clupeaformis (lake whitefish), 2821 nucleotides long. Its product is annotated as nascent polypeptide-associated complex subunit alpha. The transcript is spliced from 10 exons. Bases 81 to 2648 code for a protein of 855 amino acids. Gene Ontology annotation, biological process: protein targeting to membrane. The record is from RefSeq and is a predicted model, not a curated record. NCBI's taxonomy places the organism in Eukaryota, Metazoa, Chordata, Actinopteri, Salmoniformes, Salmonidae. Gene Ontology annotation, cellular component: nascent polypeptide-associated complex; cytoplasm.